CGACAACAUCAUAAAAUGGUCCCCGGAUCUCCUUUGAGCUUCUCUUCAUCCUCAUGUUGGGCCUCUCUACCAUUAUCUUCGCAUUUCUGAACCUACUCGCCGUCGCACACAAGGAACCCAAGUCACCCCAUGAGAUAGAGGUACAGCGAGCGCUACAAGCGGCAGCAUACCACUGUGCUCCUGCCAUCGAAUCCUUCACCGCUGCGCGGAAACGAGAAUUCGCUCGUAAGGUUCUUGGUGGACAACCCAACGUGCCGGGAUACCAACAACUGUUUGCUUCGGAGACUUACGAAGACCUCAGGCCCCCUACGCCAUAUCUUGACGAGGCAAAGCAAGAUGGUGAAACGUUGAUGGGGUGCACGCCCAUCUCGGAGACCCAUAUUCAGAACAAUACAUGCGUGCUCGCUCCCGAAGUUACAGAGGGACCAUAUUACCACACGGAAGGACAUCCAAUUAGGCAGAACAUUGCGGAGCUUCAGGAUGGACUGCUCCUGCUGCUCGAUAUCGGUGUUAUCGACGUAGAAACGUGCCAGCCUCUUCCGAACGUUUUGGUUGAUAUAUGGCAAAGUAAUGCAACAGGCAUAUAUUCAGGUCACCCUUCUCCACAUCCGCAUCUGGCCAAGGAGGAGCCUCAGAUAGGGGGCAAACGAUCAGGGUUACUAUCUCCUUACGCUCGUACUCUAUCUGAGGAGACCUGGCUACGAGGAGCGUGGCCUACGGACAAAAAUGGCGUUGCACAGUUCACUACCAUCUUCCCGGGAUACUACAUGGGCCGAGCAACCCACAUCCACACCAAGGUGUUCCCCGAAUGGGUACCACAGCCAAACGGAACGUUCGCAGCGGGGCGGCUCUCGCAUGUCGGGCAGUUCUUUUUCGAGGAUGAGAUCAACUUGGUGAUCGACAAGAUGUGGCCAUACGUCACCAACCCCAUCCGGGAGACGCGUGGUCGGACCCGAAACUGGCGCGAUUCGCUCAAUAUCUUCGAGGACGCUCACGGUCCGGAGGGAAAAUAUAAUCCGGUUUUCAAGCUUCAUUUCAUUGGAGGUGUGAUAAGUCAAGGUCUGGUGGGAUAUAUCACUAUGGGAGUCAAUGCUAGUUCAUCAUACGACAAUUUCUUGAAGGCCUAAACCCGCAUUAUUGCAACAUGGGAGGUUCUUUGGUUGGCAGAUGGCGUAGGUCAUGAUCACACAGGAGGGAUUAUACCAAACGGCGCUGUACAACACCAAUACGAAGGUUUCUGUAGAACUAUGGUGGUUACCUCACAUGCUGAGGGACGUGCUCAUUGUAAUAUUAUGAUUCAACGAGAAUGGCGUCCGAAUCC
Laccaria bicolor S238N-H82 is the source of this 1321-nucleotide messenger RNA. RefSeq lists its product as uncharacterized. The transcript is spliced from 7 exons. Gene Ontology annotation, molecular function: ferric iron binding; oxidoreductase activity, acting on single donors with incorporation of molecular oxygen, incorporation of two atoms of oxygen. NCBI's taxonomy places the organism in Eukaryota, Fungi, Basidiomycota, Agaricomycetes, Agaricales, Hydnangiaceae. The record is from RefSeq and is a predicted model, not a curated record. The coding region runs from base 54 to 1127 and encodes 357 amino acids.